This is a messenger RNA of Ooceraea biroi (clonal raider ant), 3783 nucleotides long. RefSeq lists its product as uncharacterized. Gene Ontology annotation, molecular function: guanyl-nucleotide exchange factor activity. The record is from RefSeq and is a predicted model, not a curated record. Gene Ontology annotation, biological process: Ras protein signal transduction. Gene Ontology annotation, cellular component: plasma membrane. Lineage: Eukaryota; Metazoa; Arthropoda; Insecta; Hymenoptera; Formicidae.
AACGGGAUAAAUAUAUGUUACAACCUAAUAUAUUAAAAUAUAAAAUCCACAAAGCCUGUACGAAUAUAUAGCUAAAGAAUUUUCAGAAAUUAAAAUAAUAUAAAAUUAAUAUUUUUUUAAUAUUAAUUAAUCAGUAUGGAGAAUUAAUAUUUUCAUAAAAUCGUUAGCAUAAUUUCUCCAACUGCAUAUCUUUAUGCUACAGGCGCGAACACAAUAACUGAAAAAUAUAUCAAUCCAAUAACUUUGUUUCCCACAAUUACCUACAUCUUCAUUCUUCAUAUAAAAUAUCUCGUGAGAAGUUAUUCACACAUGAAUGACAGUAUGCGUCCUCAUCCGAAUCGGAUGAUCCGAUGUGGUCCGAUCACAUACUCGAGGACGCAUUUUAAUCCAAUGCGAUUAAAGUCCGUUAAGCGAUAUCUGGAAACGCUUCAAAGAUCCCUCAGUCGUGCAGAAUCUCAUAGAUGAUCCGAGAGGCGCGAUCUCGUCUUCAUCCUCCUUCUCGUCGCGCGAGGAAGAUCAUCGAUGAGAGCGUCACAUAAAACGAGGUUGUCCGGUCGCUCGCAGAGUAACAGGAUACGCAAGCUACUGCUGUCGGAGUACUGCGAGCUCUCGGAGAUGAUUCUGGUGGAGUCGCCGUUCGCGGAGACCACGCGAGACGGACGUGGACUUCGCCAAGUUGCUCUGGGCCUGACGCCGACCAGGCUAAUCGUCGCCGCCGACGUUCUCCGGUCUAAUCCGGGCUUCUUCUGCCCGCCUGGCGUCGACGCCAGCAUCGAGAGCUUCGAGCUCGUGUCCGUGUAUCCGUUGGAGUACGUUACGCUCAGCGUGUUCAGGAGAAGACGUCGCAGGACUCUAAAGGCAAGAUUCAUUGACGGGCGAGCUAAUUAUUAUGAGCUCGGCGGCGUGCGACGCAGAUCCUCUUGGAGGAUUUGGUGCGAGGAAGUGCGACGAUUAUUGGAGCGUAAGAUGGAUGGCAGUUCGUUAUCCGAGACGACAGCAGCGAGCUCGUCGAGCAGCACCACAUUGUAUCUACUAUCAUCCGAGAUCGAAGUCAGGAGCAGUCGGGACGCAAGAUGCAGAAGGCCGAUGCUCAGGAUAUGGACGCGAUACGGAGGCGCCGGCGAUUACGUCGCUCCCACGUGGACCGAGAAGAAUCUUUAUCUGGGACCGUCCUUCAACGAAUUGAUGAACGGCCACUAUACGCCCGUUCCGGUGAGAUUCGCUGGUGCCAGCCUGGAGGAUCUCAAGUACGAGCUGGAAGAUCGUACGUCGCGUUACGUCGCUUGUGAGAAGUCGUGCCACAGCUGGCCGUGUCAGGCCAAGUCCGGCCAGGGGAAAUCGCAACGCACUGGCGGAUUGUGUAAUGUUCUCUAUGCAAGAAAUCGCAAUAGGCAUCGUUACGAUUACACGACGAGUUGCAAAAGUUCGCCUUGCAACAUUUGCCAAUUGGACGAAAGCGUUGGUAUCGAUAUUCGCGGACAGCACGGCCGGUGUAACGAACGCCGAGAUGUACUUCUCUCCGAGGAGGAAUUCGCGGAACACGUGGGAAGAAAAUCCGAGAGACAGGAGCAGCAUCCGGAAGCACCGAAAACAAAAGUCCUCAAGUCAAAAGUGUCGCGUUUCGGUUUCGGUAUACCGGAGAAAUGCCGUUCAGAGUUGAUUCUGGGGCCUUACCGCGCCGAUUCUAGCUACGUCGACGUUCCCGAGCACGCGGAUCGCCUCGUCGAGUCCCGUAAGUUCAUCGAGAACGGCGUGAAAGUUUGGGAGGAUCACUGCAGAACCCUGAAGAGCCAGAGGCAUCCUCGAAGAUACGCUCUCGCUUCAGCGGCGCAUUUCCUUUACGCGCUCGGACCGUGGUCAGUCCAACCCGGCGAACGUGAUUCUGUACAGACGUUGAGAUCGCCGAGUGCUGUCAAUAUACGUAAACAGCCCUCGGAUCCGGAACUGAGACUUCCGGUCUCGCGCCGCCAACUGACAGCCAGCGUUUCUUGCGCCGCCUUGACAUCCGGCGGAUCUAGCACCGUCACCAGAGGACGAGUGAUACUGUUCUGGACACCGGAAUACUGGUACAGGCCUCAGGCAGCUGUAAUUGCUUACAGAGAGCUGAGGCAUCACUUGGAGUCCCUCCAGCACUUCCGACGUGAGAAGGAGAAGCAGGCGAAGAGGAAAUUCUUCUGUAAACGGUGGAAUCAGAUUUCAGUGGAGAACGACAAAUCGGAAACUACAAUCAUGGGAAAAUCCAGCAGUCUCUUGGAACGUAUGCUUUCUAUAAAUGGCGCACGCAAGAAGAAUAAAAAGGUGAAUGAAAAUACGGAUGUGCAGCGGGGCACGGCGCAAUUGCGGAGACUAUUGCGAAUGAACCUCCGUAUCACCGUGUGGGACUUGGACAGCAGCGUCCUGGCCACGCAGCUAACGAUGAUCGAUCGCGAUCUCUUCGUGCGUAUCCCCGCGACCGAGAUCGAGGUGUUGAUCCACCAGAGAUCGUCGCGUAACGCGCCGAAUUUAGGCGCGUGGAUCGCCUUCAGCCACAGGAUUGCCUGUUUAACCGUCAGCGAGAUCCUUGCGAUCAAGCAGUUGGACAUGAGGACCAGGAUCAUGGCGAGAUUUAUCAACGCCGCCGACAAGUGCUUCGCCCUCGGCAAUUUUCAAUCCUGUAGAUCCAUUCUGACUGGUUUGCAAGCUCCACCGAUUUACAGGCUUCGAAAAAGCUGGUCCUAUUUGAGGACUCAUCACGCCAGCAGAUAUGAAAGGAUGGAGAAGCUGUCCAAGAUUUACAAGAAUCUAUGCUGUUCGAGAUAUCAAAAAGUUUGGGCCACAAAGGAACGGAAUCCACCUUCCAUGCCAUACGUCGGUCACUUUUUGAUUAAAGUCUUGGGAUUAAAUAAUUCUAAAACAAUUCAAGCGAAGUGCGCGCCGUCUUUUACAAGGAAACAAUCAAUCACGCGAAUCGCUGCGAUUUCGGAAUCUGCAGCCGUCCAUAAUAAUUCCAACGCUUUUCACUCGGAAAACGGACAGAAAUUGAUGGGACCCAAGCAAUGCUUAGCCCGGCGUAUUCUCACAGCAACCCUGACAAGGAUACGACUUACAACACGCCGUAAUGUUGCUGAUGAUACAGCGAGCGACGCUUGGACGUGCAGGCAGCAAUAUCUAGCGCGCAAGUUUCUUCAUCGUUGGAUCACGAUAGCGUUGGUGUCGAAGACGCACGCGGAAGGGGACCAGGCAAGCCUGAGAAGCGCAGACUCGACGAGGAAGCGCGUUCUCCACGUGGCGACCUGGCUGACGAACUGUCAGAGAUUCGCGCAGGGCUACGUUUUCCCCUUGAACUCGUUCGCGUGCGAAUUCCUUCUGAAAGCGCGCUACAGAGAGGACCGUGACAACUUCUUCAUCAGUCUCAAGCUCGAACCACCGAGAACGAAGUGACGCAUGUUCGUCGAGCUUGCGAUGAAACAAAGUGUAUCAGUUCAUUGUGGCGAACAGUAUCGAUUGAUCGUCUAGUCACGAAUGUUAAAGAUUAAAUGGCCCAUAUUGAGAACGCGCUUACAACAAUAAAAGCACCUCUAAAAGUUACUCAAAGAUUUCAGCCACUUGAUUGGCUGAGAAGCCUUAUUGAAGUUGCUUUUGUAAGUGCGUUUUGAAUAUAGUCAAUGACUUUUGGACCGCUCAGUAUUACCUUUGCAUAUGAUUCGGAUAUACUUUUACACCUGAAGUGGUACCGUGUCUACACGCACUUUGUACGAUUAUUAUUGCUAUAAUACUUUAAUAAAAAUGCGUCUUUGUAUAAUA